ACAUUUGAAAAACAAUAGAAAGCUUCGGUUGUUCCAGCGACGGUUGCCCAACGAGGCAGGCCAGCUUUCGUAUUCUUCUGACAGAUUGAUUCUGUUUCCUUGCUACCACAAUCCCUACCCUCUUUGCCAUUCGGAUUUCUUCGUUUUAUAAAAAAAAUACUUUGUUUUUUUCAAUUUGUUGUUGACACCUACCCUUAUAGCCUCUAUAUAUAUCUUCCAACUCUGAGUUUCCUUCUUGUUACACUCUCUUCUUUAAAAGCGUUUCUCUUGAGCUCUCUACGGAGCUUUUGAGGAAAUUUUAUCAAAUAGGUCCAAAUUUUAAUUAUUUUUUUCUUCCAAACUAUUUUACUUUUAAAUAAAAUUAAUUAUGUUUAAAAAAUUAUUUGUAAAAUAAUUAUCAAACAAUGUUUAAAACCAGUGCGGUAAAUAGUUGUCGAAUAGACUACUUUACAAGUAACAAUGUUUAAAUCUUUUUAUGAAUUGUGUUAUUUUAAAAAUGUCUAUUUACUCUGAUUAAUUACUUGUUUAUCUUACGGUGCUAUAUAUCAUCUUUCUUUUCGGGUAACAAUGAAUACAUGAACUUCUGAAAUGUUAUUAUAUAUAUAGGGAAAUUAUUCAGGUAAGUCACCAAUUGGUGGACUCUCAUUGUUCUUGACCUUUGAACAGUUUUCAGCGCGAUUUUUUUUAUGAUAGUGUAUAUUGUAGCUAUUUAGAACAUCUGCACAUUUUUAGAAAAUUCCGAAUAGCUUACCGAAAACUAAGUUCAAACAUGUUAACUAAUUUUUUUUAUGUUCGUAAAAACUAUUCGGAAUUUUCUGAAAAUUUGCAGGAUGCUCUAAAUAGCUCCAAUAUACAGUCAUAAAGAAAAAUCGCGCCGAAAACCAUUCACAGGUCAAGAAACACCGAGAGCCCCCCACCGAUAAGGCUUGACCUGUAGAAAAAUUGUUAUAUAUAUAUAUAUACAUAUAUAUAAUAGUAAGUUAGAGCAAAAAGCUCAUAACGAAAUGAGCAAGUAGUUUGAUUUUAAGUGUGUGUACGUUAUCGCAGUUUUCUACCAAGUAGUUACGGUUGGAGUUAAAAGAAGAAUCCAAGAUGGUUGUUGGCCCAGGUGGACUCGAUGCUAUUGCUAAGGAAGCUGUUGAUUUGGAGAACAUCCCUAUUGAAGAGGUUUUCGAGCAUCUUAAAUGUACAAAAGAUGGUCUGAGCUCUGAUGAAGUUCAAAAGCGAUUGGACAUGUUUGGUUAUAAUAAGCUUGAAGAAAAGAAGGAAAGUAAAUUUUUGAAGUUUUUGGGCUUUAUGUGGAAUCCACUGUCAUGGGUCAUGGAAGCUGCAGCAAUUAUGGCCAUUGCUCUUACACCUAUAGGGAAAGACAAUGAUUUAGAUUACCAAGACUUUAUUGGUAUCACAGCCUUGCUCAUUAUCAAUUCAACCAUAAGUUUUAUUGAGGAAAACAAUGCUGGUAAUGCUGCUGCCGCUCUAAUGGCUCGGUUAGCACCAAAAGCAAAGGUACUGCGUGAUGGGAAAUGGAGUGAGGAGGAUGCAUCAGUGUUGGUUCCAGGAGACAUAGUUAGUAUUAAACUUGGUGACAUCAUUCCAGCUGAUGCACGUCUUCUUGAAGGAGAUCCUUUAAAGAUUGAUCAGUCUGCUCUUACAGGAGAAUCACUUCCAGUAACCAAAAAUCCAGGUGAUGGGGUUUACUCAGGUUCAACCUGCAAGCAAGGUGAAAUUGAAGCAGUUGUCAUUGCAACUGGAGUUCACACUUUCUUUGGAAAGGCAGCUCAUCUUGUGGAAAAUACGACACAUAUUGGCCAUUUUCAGAAGGUCCUAACAUCAAUUGGAAACUUCUGCAUCUGUUCGAUUGCUAUUGGGAUGGCUAUUGAAAUCGUAGUGAUAUAUGGUCUACAGCAUAGGGGAUAUCGUGAUGGUAUCAACAGCCUACUUGUGCUCCUAAUUGGUGGCAUUCCCAUUGCCAUGCCAACUGUUCUUUCUGUUACAAUGGCUAUUGGUUCCCAUCGUUUAUCUCAGCAGGGUGCCAUAACAAAGAGAAUGACUGCCAUUGAAGAAAUGGCUGGAAUGGAUGUGCUAUGCAGUGACAAAACAGGCACAUUGACACUUAACAAGCUUAGCGUCGACAAAAGCAUGAUUGAGAUAUUUGCCAAAGGUGUUGACAAGGAAAUGGUUGUACUUAUGGCUGCAAGAGCAUCAAGGUUAGAAAAUCAAGAUGCUAUUGACACUGCAAUUGUUGCAAUGUUGGCAGACCCUAAGGAGGCACGAGCUGGAAUUACAGAGGUUCACUUCCUUCCAUUCAAUCCAACUGAUAAAAGAACUGCACUUACAUAUAUUGAUGCUGCUGGGAAAAUGCACAGGGUCAGCAAAGGUGCACCAGAGCAGAUUCUCAAUCUGGCACAUAAUAGAUCAGAAAUUGAAAAGAGGGUACAUGCAGUAAUUGACAAAUUUGCAGAACGUGGAUUGCGAUCCCUUGGAAUUGCACGCCAGCAAGUACCCGAGGGAACCAAAGACAGUCCUGGUAGUCCUUGGGAAUUUGUUGGUCUUCUCCCACUCUUCGACCCUCCUCGCCAUGACAGUGGUGAAACAAUCAGAAGAGCUCUUGAUCUUGGUGUGAGUGUUAAAAUGAUCACAGGAGACCAACUAGCUAUUGCUAAAGAAACUGGGAGAAGGCUUGGCAUGGGCACAAACAUGUAUCCUUCUUCUUCUCUCUUAAGUGAAAACAAAGAUGGACUUGCUACCCUCCCAAUAGAUGAGCUCAUUGAGAAUGCUGAUGGUUUUGCUGGCGUAUUUCCUGAACACAAAUAUGAGAUUGUGAGGAGAUUGCAAGACAGAAAACACAUCUGUGGAAUGACUGGUGAUGGAGUGAAUGAUGCACCUGCCUUAAAGAAAGCUGACAUAGGAAUUGCGGUGGCAGAUUCCACAGAUGCUGCUCGCAGUGCUUCUGAUAUAGUUCUAACUGAGCCAGGAUUGAGUGUCAUCAUAAGUGCUGUCUUAACUAGCCGCGCAAUAUUCCAAAGAAUGAAAAACUACACGAUAUAUGCUGUGUCAAUCACAAUACGUAUUGUGCUAGGUUUUAUGUUGCUGACAGUCUUCUGGAGAUUCGACUUCCCUCCUUUCAUGGUUCUUGUCAUUGCCAUUCUUAAUGAUGGUACUAUAAUGACCAUAUCGAAAGACAGAGUAAAGCCAUCUCCAGUUCCUGACAGUUGGAAGCUCAGUGAAAUUUUUGCAACUGGGGUUGUCCUUGGUGCUUAUCUGGCUCUUAUGACUGUUAUAUUCUUCUUAAUAACCUAUGAAACUAAUUACUUUCCGAGACAUUUUAAUGUGGUUAGUAUGUAUAAAAACGACUUUGACAAAUCAGAUAAGCUACUUAACGAAAGACUAGCAUCUGCUGUAUAUCUUCAAGUCAGCACCAUUAGCCAGGCCUUGAUAUUUGUGACUCGCUCUAGGGGCUGGUCAUACUUUGAAAGACCUGGCCUCUUACUUGUUUCGGCCUUCAUCAUUGCUCAACUGGUUGCUACAGUAAUAUCUGCUACUGCAACUUGGAAAUUUGCUGGCAUCAGAAGUAUUGGUUGGGGAUGGACCCUUAUAAUUUGGCUGUACAAUAUUUUGACUUACUUGCUGCUUGAUCCACUCAAGUUUGGCGUUCGGUAUGCUCUCAGUGGCAGGGCUUGGAAUUUAGUGGUGGAACAAAGGACUGCAUUUACAAACAAGAAGGACUUUGGAAAGGAAGCUCGCGAAGCAGCAUGGGCGACUGAGCAGCGAACAUUGCACGGUCUCCAGAUCGGAGAGACAAAACCAAUUUCUGAGAGGGCCACCACUUUUAGAGACAUAAAUCUCAUGGCAGAAGAAGCUAGAAGGCGAGCAGAGAUUGCCAGAUUGCGGGAGAUUCACACUCUCAAAGGAAAAGUUGAAUCAUUUGCCAAGCUGAGGGGUCUAGAUAUCGAAGCCAUUAACCAGCACUAUACUCUUUAAAUAUUGAAAUUUUUCUUAAACAAUAUAUUUCAUGUUUGUUAAACUAAAACACAAUAUUUCAUGUUUGUGAUUCAACACCUUCAUUCGAUUGUAUUGCUACUGCCAUCUCUAUCAUAUCUAUUGUAUGUUAAUCUACACAA
Messenger RNA from Humulus lupulus (European hop), 4121 nucleotides. RefSeq names its product plasma membrane ATPase 1-like. Gene Ontology annotation, cellular component: plasma membrane. The transcript is spliced from 21 exons. Lineage: Eukaryota; Viridiplantae; Streptophyta; Magnoliopsida; Rosales; Cannabaceae. The coding region runs from base 1093 to 3981 and encodes 962 amino acids. Gene Ontology annotation, biological process: proton export across plasma membrane; regulation of intracellular pH. Gene Ontology annotation, molecular function: P-type proton-exporting transporter activity; ATP hydrolysis activity; ATP binding. The record is from RefSeq and is a predicted model, not a curated record.